CCCACCAGGUGUCGUCAACCAGCUAACAGCAGCUCUGUGAGGGGCAGCUUCGACAACGGUUCACCAAACCAACCGCAUUGCUGCCAUGCUUCUCCUGGACUAUCAAAACGUUUUAAUCCAAUCGGUUCUCACCGAGCGGUUCUCGGGAGCCCCGCCUGCUUCCGUUGACCAGACCAUCUCCGACUUUGACGGCGUCACUUUCCAUAUUUCCAACCUUCCCGACACUAAGACAAAGAUUCUUCUCUCUCUUCAAAUAAGAUGCUUCCAGGAUCUUGUCCGCUACGGCGCCCAGCAGGUCCUGCAGCGUGAAUAUGGCGACUAUGCCUGCGAGGUCGAGCCCGGAUACGACUUCUCGGUUUUGAUUGAUCUGGAGAACCUGCCUGCUAGCAAAGAGGAACGAGACGCCUUGGCACUCAAGUUCGCCCUCCUCAAGCGCAAUGCCAUGGCCGCGCCGUUCGAGCAAGCAUACGAAGAACACUACAAGCUGAAGGAAGAGGCUUCCAAAUUCACAACAGAGGAGGCGCCUCAAGAUCUCAAGGACGGUGGCGAAGUCAAGGCCAUCCAUUACCGUGAGGAGGAGGCCAUCUACGUCAAGGCUUGCCACGACCAAGUCAUCGUUAUUUUCAGCACAGUCUUCCGCGAGGAAACAGAUAGAGUAUACGGAAAGGUGUUCAUCCAAGAGUUCGUAGACGCCCGCCGACGAGCUAUCCAGAAUGCUCCCCACGUUCUCUUCCGCACCGACCCUCCUCUGGAGCUCCAGGGUGUUCCUGGAGUCAAGAAUACUUCCGGUGGCGAGAUUGGCUAUGUCACAUUUGUCCUUUUCCCCCGUCAUCUCACCCCCCAGCGCAUGGAACACGUCAUCUCUCACAUCCAGACGUUCCGCGACUACUUCCACUACCACAUUAAGGCCUCAAAAGCAUACAUCCACUCGCGUAUGAGAAAGCGAACGGCAGACUUCCUCCAGGUCUUGCGCCGUGCUCGCCCCGAGAACGAGGAGAAGGAACGCAAGACUGCCAGCGGCAGGUCAUUCAAGGUGCAGGUAUAGAGCCAGAACAUGUACGAGCGUCUAAUUGCUUAACUAUGACAUACAAUACAUUUGAAUUUUUACAUGCUUUGUUUUUGGUAAAGGUACAGUGUCUUAUUUUUUUCUAUUUGGUAGCAGUUGCUACAUAGAGGGACAAUAAAGGUCAUAAAAUCAACAUGGGGAAUAUCCGUUCUUCCAGCUAGUCACUACAAUACCUGUCUCCAUCUUCUUCUACUAUUUCUUCUUUCCACUCUCCGCCCAGGCAUCUUCGAACAGCGUCGGCUUUUGCUUGAGAUCUCGUGGAGCAAUAGCUAGUCGGCGCACCACUUGGAAUGCGCCGGUCCCUACUGUCAUCGCCUGGCCCAUGAUAAUACCUUCACUGACACCCUCAAUCUUGUCUGUCUUCAUGCCAGCUGCGGCUUCGAACAAAUGAUCAGGCGUUUUCUCAAACGAUGCAAGAUGCAGCACACUGUCUCGCAUCUUGGACAGACCAAAACGGGUGAUACCAAGAAUUUCACCCUUGAAAGUCAUUGCAUCAGCAAGAACUUGCAUAUGACGGUGAUCAAUGUCCAUGAACUUCAUGACUUCUUCGAUUUCAAAUGCAAUUGUUGUUCGUGCAGCUUCAAUUCCCAAAACAUCGUUACACUCUGUAACGCUGUUAGUCCUUGUCUGCGUGCCAACGACGCCUUCAGUGGUCAUGCAUGCGCGGAGGCCGUAGCCUUCGACCAAGACUCUGUGCGUUUCGUCAUCACAGGUCUCAAUCAGAGCUCUGGUCGCUUCAGGAUAACCAGAGAUAGCUAAUGCAGGGAGUUGGCGACGGAUUGCGUUGGCUCUGAUUAACAUAUCUCCAGUAUCAUCACCUGCUUUGCUGCGAGAGGCAGUCUUCUUCACGAUACUGCUGGCGUCGCGCACGCGAAUGGUGAUUCUAUCAUCGAAGAUGGUAAUGUCUCCCGGUUGCAGCUUAAGCUUCCUAUCUUUGCAGAUAGUUCGGGCGAUAUCUUCAACUCCAACACCUAGAUGCAUGUCUGACAGAGCUUGGCGAUCAAUCUGGACCACGACGUUGCCUUCGUCAGCUCGCCACUCAUCUUCAAUGAAGCGGAGCACGUCGGAUAAGAAGAUCUUUUCAAUUCGAGCUUUGACAACCCUGGCUGCUUCGAUCGCCUUGUUGUUAAGCAGCGGGCAAGUGAUGACAGGCGUUGAAAUCAACUUGGAGGCGUUGAUGAUUUCUUUAAUACGCGGCACACCCUGUGUAAUACUCAUACCAGCGACACCAGCAAAAUGGAAAGUCUUCAACGUCAUCUGCGUUCCUGGUUCACCAAUAGACUGCGCGGCGACGGCACCAACCGCAUGGCCGGGUUCGACAUGAGCCUUCUUAUACUUUUCCAAGCAUAGCUCAAUAAACAUCUUCAAGGUACUGGCAGUGAUUUUUCCAGUUCUCUCCGCAUGCGCUUGGGCAGUAGCAUUGGUAGGUUUGCCAUUUUUAAAUCCAGCAUGCUUCAUUACAUCCGUAAGCUUUGAGGCGAGCUGGUCAACAAAGGCUCCAAUGUCGUUAAAGAAGUUUCUUGUGCCUUCAUACUCGUCCACUCCGUAAUCACUCGUAUCAUUGUAAUCGAGAAGCUCAUCGUAGAGCAGGCCCUUGCGGGGAAACUUCUUGCGCUCCUUGUCCAGGAGUGAUUGACAGAGUUCUCGCGCCGCGCAUGGCGUGAGAGUAGGCUCUGAAUUAUCGUUUGUUAAACCAUCUGCGUGACUCCAAGUUCGGGAAAAUUGCACGGGGACACCAGAGCCUUCCAUGUCAACAGGAUCUAGACGAUCACCGCCAAACUGGAACUGAACGACCGCACCAGCUGAUGUUCGUACCGUGUCAUCAUACUGAGUGGACAAAUCUUCCAGAGACUUCAUGAGACGACGUGACAUAUAACCAGUUUCAGCAGUCUUGACAGCAGUAUCAACCAGACCUUCUCUGCCAGAGAUGGCGUGGAAAAGGAACUCUGUGGGCACCAAGCCGGUGUAGAAACUGUUCUUCACGAAACCCUUGGAGGGGGGUUGACGAGCAUUCUUGAAGAAAUGGGGCAAACUUCUGUCCUGGAAACCAUCAGGCACACGCUGACCACCGAUAAUUUGCUGACCGACUAGGGCAACCAUCUGGGCGACGUUAAUGUCGGAACCCUUGGAUCCGGAUUUGGCCAUGAUCAAGGGAGCGUUGUUCUUGCUGAGCGUAUCAAUACAGUAGUCACCAGCUUGCUGUCUGACCUUACUGAGGAUACCAGAAAUGGAGUUCUCCAGCGUCUGUUCCAUGGUACAACCAGGCGCUUUCUCCAACUUGCCCUGCUUAAACUUCUCAAUGAGGCUGUCACACUGUUUGUAAGCAGUAGAGACGAGUUUCUCGGUUUCAGCUGUAAGACUGCUAGUCGGGCACACAUCUCCAACACCAAUUGAGAAACCUCUAUUCGUCAGAUAUCUGGCACAAAGCUUUGCCAGUCUAUUCAUAGCAACUGCGGCCUCAUUGGGGCCAUAAUCACGUAGAAUAACGUAGAAUAUCGAGUCCUUCUUUCCUGUACCGACAGUUGAUUUGUCCAUGACACCGCACAUGACUUCAGAAUUUCUCACUACCAACCAACCAUCAUUGGGGUCCAUAUCGGGGCAGUUGCGAGACUUGGAUGAGAACGUCUUGCACUUGGCUUCGACAUUGACCAUGAUAGGGCAGUCUUUGUUGGGCUUCAUCAUAAUGUUGAACAGCUGUUUUCCGGUCCACAGAGCCAUUGGCUUAAUAAUUGUUGGCGGUGGGAGCUCGAGGUACGUUUCCGUGCCGAGCAUGUGCAUGCACAUGUAUGUAAAGGUCUUUCGAUCAAAGAACCGCUCCUUGUUACUAAGUAAAAAGGCAGCGGUGAUGAAAUCUUGUGUGGCACCAAUAAUAGGGGCACCGUUCUUUGGGGUGCUCAGGUUGUGUUUAACUCCCAUGAGAGUCAUGGCUUCUGUGCGGGCCUCCUCUGUCUGAGGAACGUGAAGGUUCAUCUCAUCACCGUCAAAAUCAGCGUUGUAAGGAUUGCAAACACAUUCGUUUAGUCUGAAGGUUCUCCAAGGGCGAAUCUUGGCAAGAUGGCUCAUAAUACUGAGUUUGUGAAGCGAAGGCUGUCGGUUGAACAACACAAUAUCGCCAUCUUCAAGAUGACGCUCGACAACGUCACCAUAUCUGAGCUCUCGAGCCGCCAGAUUUUUAUUGGCAAACUUGAGCGAGAUUUUAUAGCCUCCAUCGUCAGAUUUAAUGAUAUGCUGAGCGCCGGGCCACACAUCAGGACCAUUCUUAAUGCACUGGCGCAGCUUUUCGAUGUUGUGACGCUGGGCUCUCUCAGGGUAGGUCAAAUUCUUAGCGACAAGCUGGGGCACAGCAACUUCAUCAAUUCCCAAGUUGGGAUCUGGUGAAAUAACGGUACGGCCAGAGAAAUCGACACGCUUGCCAGAGAGGUUACCACGGAAUCGGCCCUGUUUACCCUUAAGGCGUUGGCAAAAGCCACGUACGGCUUUACCAAAUCCGGGUUGUUGCAGACCUGGGACAUCACUAUUGAUGUACAUUGCAAUUUGAGUCUGGAGAUACUCCCACUGUUCCAUGAUGGUCUGAAUGGCAGAUCCCUUUUGCAGGGCCGAGCGGAUCAUGCCACUAAUCCAGACAAUAUCAGCAAGCUUCGCAGUGAUAUCAUCUUCUGUGCUUGAGUUGUCCUGAGCAACAGAUGGUCUGAUACAAACGGGGGGUGCGGGUAGGAAUUGCCAGAUAAACAUCUCGGGUCGGCCUUCAGCAGGGUUGAGGCCAAGAAGUUCGCAAUCCGGAGCACUGAUCAUCUUAAAUAGGUUCAAAACUCGUAGCGGGUUAAGAUCUUCCAUAGCCCUACGCAAGUGCUUCUCAACUUCGGGGUUCUCUCGCUUCGCUUCGCUGAAGGAGUUGUCGAAGAUAAUUUUGCUGGCUGGCGGCUCCUUUUUAAUAGCGGUUGAUUUGUUAAAAGCAACAAACUUGUCGUGAACGAGCUUCAACACGCCAAUCUUUCGGAUCUGACCAUUUACCGACGAACAAUAAGGGCAGGUUCUUGCCUUCCUGCAUUGCUCAUUGAUUUUUUUGCGGAUCUGGGUGCGCCGCAAAUUAUCGAUAAAAGGCUUUCUCAAAUCGGCAAGGAAUUGUCGUCGUUCGGUUUCGGUAAGCAGUACACGUCCACAGUC
Messenger RNA from [Torrubiella] hemipterigena, 5230 nucleotides. Lineage: Eukaryota; Fungi; Ascomycota; Sordariomycetes; Hypocreales; Clavicipitaceae. The record is from the annotation of a GenBank genome assembly.